GAGAGAAAAACGCAAGAGUCUCUUCAUUAACCAUCAUCCUCCAGGACAAAUAGCAAGGAAAUACAGCUCCUGCUCCACUAUUUUCCUAGAUGAUAGCACAGUCAGUCAGCCAAACCUCAAGUAUACAAUUAAAUGUGUAGCUCUUGCAAUAUAUUAUCACAUCAAAAACAGGGACCCAGAUGGAAGGAUGCUCUUAGAUAUUUUUGAUGAAAACCUUCAUCCUCUUUCGAAAUCCGAAGUGCCACCAGAUUAUGACAAACACAACCCAGAACAGAAGCAGAUUUACCGGUUUGUUCGGACGUUGUUCAGUGCUGCUCAGCUCACGGCUGAAUGUGCCAUUGUCACCCUGGUAUACCUUGAAAGACUGUUAACGUAUGCAGAGAUAGACAUCUGUCCGGCCAACUGGAAGCGCAUCGUGUUAGGGGCGAUCCUGCUGGCCUCCAAGGUGUGGGACGACCAGGCCGUGUGGAACGUGGAUUACUGCCAGAUCCUGAAGGACAUCACAGUGGAGGACAUGAACGAGCUGGAGCGACAGUUUCUCGAAUUGCUCCAGUUCAACAUCAACGUUCCCUCCAGCGUCUAUGCCAAGUAUUAUUUUGAUCUUCGUUCUCUGGCAGAAGCAAACAACCUGAGCUUCCCCUUGGAGCCCCUGAGCAGGGAGAGGGCGCACAAGCUUGAGGCCAUCUCUCGCCUCUGCGAGGACAAGUACAAGGACCUGAGGAGAGUGACGAGGAAGCGCUCGGCCAGUGCUGACAACCUGACCCUGCCCCGGUGGUCCCCGGCCAUCAUCUCCUAACGCCGAAGCCCCGCUGGAGGCCACAACCCUGCGGUUUCUCCUUUAGUUUGAGAAAAGACAGACUUGGGGUGGGUUUGUUUUUUUUCCUUUCCUUUUCUUUUUAAACUCAUAGCUCCGUCGGGCUGCCUCGAUGACCGCCGGCUGCGAGGGAAGCAAGUCAGUAUUCUGGAAACCCCGUUUCCCGCCGUCGGUCACAGCGCCCCCCUCGUGGAGGAAACGGACUCUGAUCCUGGAGGAGGAGUAGCGGGAAGGGGAGUGGUGGCCAGGCUGGGAGAAUGGUAACCCAGCCACUCCCGAAGUCCCCCACCCGGUCAGUAGAGCGCGACGGACACAGCGUAGAUGACAGAGUUGGACGUGCAUUAAAGACAGUGCUGCCUUCCCACCUGGGUCAGUGUGUUCUGUGAGACUUCUUGCAUUCCUUCUCGCUGCUUUUUUGGGAGCUGGGGGAUUUUUGGUGGUUUGUUUUUAUCCUGUUUUGGUCCCACAGAGCAGAGAACAUAGUUUGUACCCACCACGGCACAGACAUCCAAAUAAAUAGUACCGGUUGUUUCUCUCUGCGCCAUUUUGCGAGCUAUCUCCUGAGCUUUCUUCCUCACCAGUGGGGUGUGCCCGUUAGGUCUCUGUGCACCUUUAUUUUAGAGUUUUUCUUCAACACUGGCAGGAUUCACUUGACUGUUGUGCUGAACCAAAAGUAUCCCUUUCCCCCUUACUCGUCACCCCAAGAAAAUUCUAGAUUACAUCGGUGCUUGUGCCUUCCGGUUUUCUUGCUGUUCUGGGUUUUUUUGUUUUGUUUUUUUUCCCCUUUCUGUGAGCUGAAGUUACAGUUACAAACUCAGACUUUGUGGGCUGAAGGAACCAAUGUGUGUGGCAAAGGGUAUCCCCAGGUUGGGAAUUUUUCCAGAGCGCUGGGUGUUUGAGUAGGAGCCAUUUCUUUGUACUCCCUGCCUAAUUCAUUCCUCUCCUUCCGAUGUCCAUUGUUGCAAGCAAUAUUCUCAAUUUUUAUAUGUUUACUUUAAAUCAAAGUUAGUCUAUUUGUAUAAAAUUUUUUAAAAAUCUAAAAUUACAAAAAAAGGUGGGUGGGUAUACUUGUGGGAAGAACAUUCAAGGGAAAAAUGUUAACUGAGGUAUUUUUCACAGAAUGAUUGAAUAAAAAAAAUUCAACUUGCAUUUUCAUUGUGGGUGCUUAGAGAAGUUCUAAAAAAUUCAAACUGUGAAGGUUUCUGCUUCAUUAGUUAUGACCAUACUUUUUCAUUCUGACUCUUCCUGAUUUCCUUAUGGGCUAGAUAAGAACCUUUUACAUCAAAUAAAAUAAAAGGGUUAAUGAUAGAAUAUCAAAGUCUUAAGAAUCUGAGUCACUUGCACAUAUACAAUGCUUUGGGUUUUUGCAUUUUAGGUAAAGGUAACAGUGACGGGUUUCUGAGUGUUUUCCUUUUUCAAAUCUCUGUGAAGUAAACGGCACCAAAUGAUCUGUGUUUCACCUUCCUCCCAUGUGAGCUUGGAACAUUCUGGAAUCUUAUAGUAAAUAGGUCUUGAGUACCCUAAAGUCAUACACCCAGUCCCCAGACUUGCCUGCUCUUGAUGAAACACGCUUGGGGAAAUGGAAGGGACUCAGAACGUCAAAAAUCCUAAGAGCAUCAGGCCAAAAGUGUUAGUCAGGUUUCAGUGAAAUUUGUGUCAUAUAGAAACACGAGUGUUUGGGCCAGAAAUGUCACCAUGUUCUUUCUGGCCUAAACUUUCUGAAGCAAACAAGCAGAAUAUCAAAAGUUAAUUAUCUUUCUAUUGUAAUUGUGCCGAUACACUCUGUAUGGGUACCAAAAUCAGCUUCUCCCUUCAAGAGUUGAAUUUAGAACUUUAAAUACAAAUCUAAAAAUGUAGAAAAUAUCAUUUUAUAUUCCCUAAUCUAUAUAGCUUAAAAAGGGACAUAUUUUCUUAGCUGAAUAUGAAUACCUCUUAACCAUAAAUUAGUUCCUCUCGUGUAAAUUCCUAUUUUACUGAUCCAUUUCAGGAAAGAGGUUCUGCUGCCUUUAUAGCAGAAAUCUUAUUUUUAUCCCUUUUAUUUGAAUGAGAGAUUUGAAAAUUGAAUUAUGUAAAUAUUUCAAUGCAUCUGCUAUUUUGUGGAGUUUAUUAAACUACUUUAAAAAAU
This is a messenger RNA of Propithecus coquereli (Coquerel's sifaka), 2939 nucleotides long. RefSeq names its product cyclin Y (gene CCNY). Gene Ontology annotation, biological process: regulation of canonical Wnt signaling pathway; regulation of cyclin-dependent protein serine/threonine kinase activity. NCBI's taxonomy places the organism in Eukaryota, Metazoa, Chordata, Mammalia, Primates, Indriidae. Bases 188 to 796 code for a protein of 202 amino acids. Gene Ontology annotation, cellular component: plasma membrane; cytoplasmic cyclin-dependent protein kinase holoenzyme complex. The record is from RefSeq and is a predicted model, not a curated record. The transcript has 8 exons. Gene Ontology annotation, molecular function: cyclin-dependent protein serine/threonine kinase activator activity; protein kinase binding.